Messenger RNA from Diatraea saccharalis (sugarcane borer), 2336 nucleotides. The record is from the annotation of a GenBank genome assembly. Lineage: Eukaryota; Metazoa; Arthropoda; Insecta; Lepidoptera; Crambidae.
CGCUUGAAUGAGGUUGUCGCGAGUGAUAACGUGAAUAUUGUACACUACUGACUAACAUAAAAGGAGGAAAUGUGAAAAAAUGCCGCUCCCUGAACUUAUCAAAAGGGCCUCGAGCUAUUUUCUAGGCUUGGAGUUCGAUGAAAACGAGGAACCACCCGAUUAUGUGGACAACGAAAUAUUAUUUUGCAAGAAUAAUGUGUGUGUGCACCCGCCGACGAUCGCGAGACACGAAUUAGAUGUAGUGCAUCAUCCCGGUUACCUAACCGUCACCACGAAAGUCUUCACCGAUCAGCACAACAACGCUAAGCGACCAACGUUAUUUCUGAACUGGAUACCGAAUUCUACACUGCGUAAAUGCCCCUCGGCCGUCGAAACGAGCCCCAGUGACGAUAUAGGAUGUGGCACAUUAAAAUUAGCUAAACCAAAGACGAUCCCAAAAUCGAAUACAGAAUUAAAAACAACGAAAGUGGAUUUGAAUAACGAGAAUGCAUUUUCCGAUUCAUCAGAAACUACUAGCCUCAAUUCUAACUCUGAUAAACAAAGUAUAAAAUCGUCUGAACGGUAUACGAAUAACGAUACAACACAAGACGAGUUGUCGUCUAGUUCAAAACCUACUAUAAAAUCGGUGGAAUCAUUUAAAGACAAUGUAUUUAGUAGUUUCGAUAAAGACGAUUCCAAAGACGAUAUGUUUAUAAACGAUAAACAUGUGCGUUCACAAUCAAUGACGUCAGUAAACAUAACUAUAGCUAAUCCUAACAUAGAGAAUGUUGAUUUGACUCCGGAUUCGUUGUCGGGCGACAAGUUUAUAAGAUCUCUGUCUAUGAGUUCGUGUGACGAGGGUAACCCCAAUUGGAUGAGUACACCGGAAUUUUUGGCUUUAAAACAUAACUUAGCGUUUCCUGAGAGUGUACAAAGUUCACCAGUUCCGCAAAGGAGAGCUCCCAUGAAAUGCCGUAGGUUUUCAGUGGACCUGAGUCAAAUGCGCUCGUUGAGGUUGUUUUUCAACGACGACAGCUGCACGUGUGGGCAACUAGUGGUGGCUUCCAGGGAGUCACAGUACAAGAUUCUACAUUUCCACCACGGCGGGCUGGAUCACUUGGCCCAAGUUUUGCACAGGUGGCAUUCAUUGUUGCACAAUAUCAAACUUACACCAGGGUCCGAAGAACCAAACCUUCCAUACCGUCAUUUCAUGGUAUGCCGACCGGAAGUGCAAAAAUCAGAACAGCACCCAGAAGAAGGAAAAGUGCCGAAAAUUACCCCCGAGCUAUUUUACGGGAAACUGAUGAACAGCAAAGGCGUCAUCGAAGACGAUUUGUUUUUAAGAAAAUGCAUAUUCUUCGGAGGACUGGAUAAGGAACUUAGACGAGAAGUUUGGCCGUUUCUUCUCCAUUGCUAUCCUUAUAAUUCUACUUACGAUGAAAGGGAGAUCAUAUUACAAAUAAGAACUAGAGAAUAUGAAGAAAUAACUAAAAGAAGGCUGGAAAAGAUGACGCCAGAACAGCAUGCCGUAUUUUGGAAGACAGUACAAUGCGUCAUAGAGAAGGAUGUGGUUAGAACAGAUAGGGGAAAUCCGUUUUUCGCUGGUGAUAACAAUUACAAUAUUGAAAUUAUGAAGAAUAUUUUGUUGAAUUAUGCUGUUUAUAAUCCAGUGUUAGGCUAUACACAAGGAAUGAGUGAUUUACUGGCACCCGUCCUUUGCGAAAUAAAAUGUGAGGCCGAGACUUUCUGGUGCUUUGUCGGUCUCAUGCAGAGGGCGAUAUUUGUAUGUACGCCCACUGAUAACGACAUGGAUAAUAAUCUUAGUUAUCUUCGUGAACUAAUCAGGAUUAUGUUGCCACAUUUCUACAAACACUUAGAGAAACAUGUUGACGCUAUGGAAUUACUGUUUUGUCAUCGAUGGAUAUUACUAUGUUUCAAGCGUGAGUUCACGGAAGCAGUGGCACUACGAAUGUGGGAAGCAUGUUGGGCUAACUAUCAGACUGACUACUUCCAUUUGUUCCUGUGUUUGGCCAUCAUUGCGGUGUACGCUGACGACGUCAUCGCACAAGAUCUCAACACUGAUGAGAUGUUGUUGCAUUUUAGUUCCUUAGCAAUGUAUAUGGACGGGAGGCUGAUACUUCGCAAGGCGCGUGGCCUCUUGCACCAGUUCCGACAGCUCGUACGGAUUCCAUGCGCACUGGCCGGGAUGUGUCAGCGCUGUGGUCCUGGAAUCUGGGACUCCACGCAUCGUCCCAGCAUAGAAUGCACGGGUGCACAUGAUAUCUGCGAGUAUGCUGUACGUUAGACUUUCACUGAAAAUAAUGAUAAGAAUUACCUGAUUAAUAUUUGAUAGAUUG